UAAAAAAUUGUGGAUGUUUGUGGUAUUGUUGCAUUCAUUCUAAAUCUAAAAUUCUAAUAUUAUAUAAGAUGCCAGGCAUCAUUUAAUAAUUUCUGCUGCCAUUGUUUUGCUAUCUUCCCUGCACAAAUUCCUUCUCGAUAAUAUUGAUUGUUCUUCUAUCUCUCUAGGUCCUGAUAUCUAGAGGAACUGAUGUGGGCAUCGUGGAAACUCUCCAUUGAAGCCAUUCUGUGGUGAUUUAUACUUGUACUACCUCUUCUGCUCAAACUUGGGCAUUGCAGAUAACUCCAGGCUGUGCCCGAUGGACGCCACAGCUAGUGGAGCCUCUCCUUCAAUCCCCUAUAUCAACCUCAUUGACCAACCUCUCUCACUGGUCACACCACUACAGCAGAGCCUUCAACGCUGCCAACGCCAUUGCUUUGGUAAUGCCCAUCCUGGAGAGUUCCCCCUAGCAACAAGCCCCUCCAUUGUUCUCCAUGUUCUAACCUCAUGUGAUUUGGAUCCCGAGGAUCUCGCUCACCUUGAGGCAACUUGCACAUUCUUCAAGCAACCCGCCAAUUUCCUUCCAGACUUCGAACUGUCAAUAACAGAGCUUGCGGCUCUCGACAUGUGCCAGAAGAGGGCUAUAUUUAAGCCAAUGACAACAGAAGAGAGGGAGAUGUUCAAACAAAUAUGUGGUGGUUCAUGGAAGUUAGUCCUUCGCUAUUUGCUGGCAGGUGAAGCAUGCUGCCGAAGGGAGAAAUCCCUGGCAAUUGCUGGUCCUGGUCACAGCAUUGCUGUCACUUCACGUGGAGCUGUCUACUCCUUCGGUUCAAAUAACUCAGGCCAGCUCGGCCAUGGCACCCAGGAAGAGGAGUGGAGGCCUCGCCUCAUCAAGACUCUGCAAGGUAUUCGAAUAAUCCAAGCAGCUACCGGAGCUGGACGUACUAUGCUGAUCAGUGAUGCUGGAAUGGUGUAUGCCUUUGGAAAGGAUUCUUUUGGGGAUGCUGAGUUUGGAAUUCAGGGCUUCAAGUUCGUUACCAAACCUCAGCUGGUGGAGUCCUUGAAAGGGGUAUUCAUAGUUCAAGCAGCCAUUGGGAACUUCUUCACAGCUGUUCUUUCCAGAGAGGGUAAAGUUUAUACCUUUUCAUGGGGCAAGGAUGCCAACCUUGGUCAUCAGACCGAGCCCAAUGAUGUUGAGCCGCAUCUUCUUGGUAGCACGCUUGAGAACAUUCCAGUCGUGCAGAUUGCUGCUGGUUAUUGCUAUCUUCUUGCUUUAACAUGCCAGCCAAGUGGCAUGUCUGUCUACUCUCUUGGUUGUGGAUUGGGAGGGAAGCUGGGGCAUGGUUCGAGAACGGAUGAGAGGCAUCCAAGGUUGAUCGAGCAGUUUCAAGCUUUGAAUCUCCAGCCGAAGGCUGUUGCUGCAGGAGCUUGGCAUGCUGCUGUUGUAGGCCAGGAUGGAAGGGUGUGCACUUGGGGAUGGGGGAGGUAUGGUUGCUUGGGACAUGGAUCUGAGGAUUGUGAACCAGUCCCCAAGGUGGUGGAGUCCUUGAGUCAUGUAAAAGCUGUGCAGGUGGCUACUGGUGAUUACACCACGUUUGUUGUCUCGGCAGAUGGGGAUGUCUACUCGUUUGGCUGUGGAGAAUCCUCAAGUCUUGGGCAUUCUGCAGGCAUUGCCGGACAGGUAAUAAACAGGCACAAAAACUUGUACAGACCAGAACUAGUGACCUCACUCAAAAACAUCAAUGAAAGGGUUGUGCAGAUCAGCCUGACCAACUCCCUAUAUUGGAAUGCACACACAUUCGCUCUCACAGAGUCAGGUAAGCUGUAUGCUUUCGGGGCGGGCGAUAAGGGACAGCUUGGCAUCGAGCUGGUCGAUCAACAGAAUGAGAGAGAAAUUCCGGAACGCGUCGACAUUGACCUCAGCUAGCCUCUUUCAGAAUGUACCUAAACCUUUAUACAAAAAGCUUCUGCUAUGUCUCACUACCAUAAUGGCCGCAGUGAGGAGCUGAGCUUCCAUGGAUGGAUAUGAUGUUCGCUGCUUCUUAUUAUCUGUUUAAAUUCCUUGUGGAUAAAUAUGUAAAUAUCAACAGUUAAUGUUCAGAUUUGGGAACAGGUUCCUGGACAAAGAUUCGAUUCCCCAAUUGAUAUGUUUCAAGUUCAAUGGUCAGAUUUGGGAACAGGUUCCUGGACAAAGAUUUGAUUCCCUCUUGAUAUGUUUCAAGUUCAAUGUUUGCAUAGUGUAUUUUCAUAUCUCUUCCUUA
Messenger RNA from Phalaenopsis equestris, 2240 nucleotides. RefSeq names its product probable E3 ubiquitin-protein ligase HERC4. The coding region runs from base 299 to 1906 and encodes 535 amino acids. Lineage: Eukaryota; Viridiplantae; Streptophyta; Magnoliopsida; Asparagales; Orchidaceae. The transcript is spliced from 6 exons. The record is from RefSeq and is a predicted model, not a curated record.